Cannabis sativa is the source of this 1434-nucleotide messenger RNA. RefSeq lists its product as uncharacterized. The record is from RefSeq and is a predicted model, not a curated record. Lineage: Eukaryota; Viridiplantae; Streptophyta; Magnoliopsida; Rosales; Cannabaceae. Gene Ontology annotation, biological process: mitochondrial respiratory chain complex I assembly. The transcript has 5 exons. Bases 722 to 1264 code for a protein of 180 amino acids. Gene Ontology annotation, cellular component: mitochondrial inner membrane.
GUGGAAAUUCAUCUUUAAUUGUGUAUUCAAAUUAGAAAAUAGUUACAAGUUACAACCAUGAUUAAUGACAAAUAAAAAUAAACGACAAACAAAAAUAUGAGAGAACGACAAUAAAUGAUAAAAACGACAAUAAAUGAAUAAGUAUUUUUUUUAGGGGUGAAAAACAAUUAAAAAUGUGAAAAACGACAGCAAUUCAAAAAAAAAAAAGAGUAAAGAACGACAUUUUUAAAAAAAGAACACCAAACUACUCAAUUUUGAAAACGACAUAAAAAUACUAAAACGACAAUAAAGGAUACAAACGGACAUGAGUAUGAAAAACGACAGUAAAUGUAAAAAAAAAUAAAAAAGAAAGAAAGAAGGUGAAAACGACAAAUAAAAAAAUUACAUCAAACGACUGAAAUUGGAAAACGACAAUGAAUGGAUAAGAAAAACGACAUAAAAAUGAAUAAACGACAAUAAGUAAUAAGAGAAAAUUUGGAAAACGACAACAAAUCAUUAAAAUGACGCUAAUUUAUAAAAACAAUAUAAACCGAGUAAAACGACAAUAUGUAAGAGAAAUACUGAAAAACGUUAAAGGACAUAUGUGAUAAUUUCUUAUAUUAUAAAGGUCAAAAAGUGAAAUAAAUAUAUAAUAAAGGGCCAAAAUUGAAAUUAAAACAAAAACAAAAAGAUUUGGGGCCAAAAAAAAAAAAAGAGAGAGAAAGAGAAGAGAGAAGAAUCAAUGGCGGGGAGAGAGAGAGCAGUGGCGACUCUGCCGAAACUGAUAAGGAGUUUGAGAAAUCAGCCACCGAAGCCUAAGGUUUCAAUGCCCAUAACUCACCAACCACACAAUCAAAUGCUUCCUUCUCUAAGGCGAGCUUUUUCCCUCUACGAUCAGAUCAAUAUCAUCGACAACGUUCCAGAAGACCAGCUUCGUUUUCAAAGGUAUACGGAUACUGGGUUUACUGUCAAUGGUGUUGACUAUGAAGGUAGCUUGCUUUCUGUUGGUAAUUUGCUCAUGUCUUGGUCACCCAAAGAUUUAUCCCAAAUCACUCCUGACAGUCUUUCCAUCUUCAAAAUUGUGCGUCCUAUACCAGAGAUUUUGAUUCUCGGUUGUGGGAGGAACAUUGUACCAGUAGAUCCUGAACUAAAGCGCUUCAUACGAUCAACAGGAAUGAAAUUGGAAGUUCUUGAUUCAAGAAACGCUAUUUCGACUUACAAUAUACUGAACGAGGAAGGUAGGAUUGUGGCUGCUGCACUCAUACCCUAUGGAGUUUCUUCAUGAAGCAUUGAAUUUUGUUUCUCUUACCUUAUUCCAAAGGUUCAAUCUUUGUAAUAAUCUGAUUUUUGAGUAGUUUAAACUUUUUUGUUUGAAUGCUAACUUGGCAUUACUCUACUCGGCUGUGAUGUAUGAAAUCGGAUUUUGAGUAUGUUCAUAUUUCUAGUUCUACCAAA